Molecule: messenger RNA, 408 nt
Organism: Laccaria bicolor S238N-H82
Lineage: Eukaryota; Fungi; Basidiomycota; Agaricomycetes; Agaricales; Hydnangiaceae
Exons: 3
Coding region: 1-408 (135 amino acids)
Source: RefSeq, a predicted model, not a curated record
AUGCAUCAGACUGCUGCGGUCAGGCAACUUUUGGAUGGAUUGAGGAAUCGGUGGGUGUUCUUUUCUCUUGCGUUUUGUUGCGAGGCCAGUGUCCACUUUUUUCGUUCUAUAUAUUCGGCUUUUGUUCUUUUGCUCUCCCCGCCCUCCCUUUAUAACCACAUUUGCGUACUCUCAUGCGGGUUAUGCUUCCCUGCCAUUAGUUCGGAAACUCUUGUCUGUUGCUCCGCCACGUGUCUUCUCUUCACCCUGCUUUUCCAUCCUGUAGAGAUUUCACCAGCCAUCCCCGUUGCCCUCAUCCACCUCAAUUUCAUUCGCAACCCCCCGCCUUAUGUCUCCGUCGUCUGCGCUCAGCUGGGGGUGGAACACCCACAUAUCCUCCUCACAGUACGCCCUUUAAUCCCGGACUGA